This is a messenger RNA of Drosophila biarmipes, 1990 nucleotides long. It is a transcript of the gene OdsH, whose product is annotated as homeobox protein unc-4. NCBI's taxonomy places the organism in Eukaryota, Metazoa, Arthropoda, Insecta, Diptera, Drosophilidae. Gene Ontology annotation, molecular function: sequence-specific double-stranded DNA binding; DNA-binding transcription factor activity, RNA polymerase II-specific. Gene Ontology annotation, biological process: regulation of DNA-templated transcription. The record is from RefSeq and is a predicted model, not a curated record. The coding region runs from base 662 to 1915 and encodes 417 amino acids. The transcript is spliced from 4 exons.
AACGCGCCCGUCGCGCCAUCCCGCUCGCACCGACUGGCCGCUCCGCCUUUGUCUCUCCAUUAUUCCCCACAAACUACACAAACUCCACAACUCGCUCGGCGUAAUUUUAAUUCGAAUCAAUUUGUUUGUCGCCGCCGCUGCACAGAGUUCGGCCCUCUGCCCAGUGGGCCGCCGAUCCGCUCCACUGUGCACCCGCUGCCGCAUCCCACUGUGCGGCCAGGACACUGGUUUUUUUGUUCGUGUGACUGUGUGUGUGUGCCUCGUGAAUUUCGGGUUCCAAGAGCUAAGCGAAGUUAACCGGAAGAUCCUGCAGAUCUAACGGAAGCUAACGGUAACCCCAGGAUAACAGUUGAAUCACAAAUGCCCAUGAGUGAACAAUCAAGUUAAAAGGUAGAACUUCAAAGGACCUUGACAAUAUCUGUUCAAUGAUAACGAAACUAACUGAAAGUUAAAGUUAAAGACAACUAACCUGCAGUUUAAACAUGGCUAGGAACUAAACCAAAAGCUACUACGAAGUCCAUUAAGGAAUAUGACAGAAAAGUGUUAAAGUGACUAAAUUUAAAUUUAAAAAUAACUUUGCAGAAAGAAAAAAAGGAAGAAGUUACAACUUAAAAUAUUUUUUUUUUUCUAAAAAACAAAGCAACCGCAAGUUAGCCUAAAAAUGGAUCAGCUGAUCAAACAGCUGCAGCUGGCAGCCGCUGCCCAGGCGCAGGUGCAAGCUCCGCACUCGCAUCCGCACUCGCAUCCGCAUGCGGCAUCCGCCCUGCAGCUUUAUGCGGCAGCAGCCGCCGUCAACCUGCGAGUGCCCGGCUGGUCGCCCUUCCUCAGCCUGCCCCUCGGUUCGCAGUCCCCGAAUCCGGGGGAUUCCCCGACAUCCGCAUCCAGCUCGUCCUCCGUCUACAUGCUCCGCCAGAUGGCGCUGAUGCAGCGGGCCAAUGCCGCGGCCGCCGCAGCAGCGAUCCAGCAGCAAAGGGAUCGGAACCGGAACUGGGAGCUGGGGGAGAAUCAGGAUCUGCAAUCUUUCAAAUUGGAACCACUACCGUCCUUUAAAAACCAGGACAAGCCAACGAGGGAACCUGAAAGCUCGCGCGGAUAUCCGCACAACAUCCGCGAGGACUCUAGUCAUGAGGACAAUGACAGCGAGGAGUCGGCCUUUAUCAAAGUUGGCGAGGGAGAACUGAAAUCCAGUCAGGAACCGGAUGAGGAUGCGGAGUCCUCGAAGCGGAGGCGCUGCAGGACCAACUUCAACGCCUGGCAGCUGGAGGAGCUGGAAAGGGCCUUCCUGGGAAGCCACUAUCCGGACAUAUUCAUGCGCGAGGCCCUGGCCAUGAGGCUCGACCUGAAGGAGGGUCGCAUAGCGGUUUGGUUCCAGAACCGUCGGGCCAAGUGGCGUAAGAAGGAUCACACCAAGAAGGGUCCCGGAAGGCCGGCGCACAAUGCCCAGCCGCAGAGCUGCAGUGGAGCUCCCAUUCCACUGACCGAGCUGCGGGCCAGGGAGAGAGCCCAGCGCAGGAAGCGGAUGAAGAAGGCGAUUGACCGGCAGGCGAGGAAACUGCGUCUCAAAGGGAUCGAAGUGGACUACGCCCGGCUCAGGGCGGACUACCUGGCUGCCCACAAGGACAACUGGGAGGAGGAGGAGGAGGGGGAGGGGCAGGAGCUGCACCUGGAGGAUGCGGAGUGCUAUGGCGAGGACGAUCUGCCCAUCGAUGUGGUGGGCGAGGGCCAGGAGGACGUGACCGGCGACAGUCAGGACAACUCCUUCUGCUCCUCGAGGACCUAUCCGAAGAGCUCUGGCAGCGAACUGGAUCCCGACGAUGUGGGGGUGCCGAUCAAGCUGGAACAGGGCCCUUCUCCCACCACGCCCAAGGCCCUCUACAGCUCCCCCUUCAGCAUCGAAUCCUUGCUGGGCUCAUAGCGUCAAAUGGCUUGCACACACAUGUGAAGUAGGCUUACAAUCUCGGUGGCUAGCUAAGUACUAAGUGCAAAUAUA